AUGAAUACCACAGAAAGAGAACUCCAACCUGGCUUCAGGAGGAGCCGUAUGACAUCCGUAAAAGGUCCCAGAACUAGAAGUGUUGUAACAUUUAAUCCAACAACUAUUAGCCCAGGUGAAGAGCUGUACAUUAACAUCCCUAAACUAAAGCCUGACUCUUGUUUAGUUCCAGGAUCACUUGCACUAUUAUUUGACUUCAAAAAUUCCAAUACAAAAAGCCGAUUUAAUAAUAACCUGGCUAAGUUGAUAGCUAAACGUCUUCAGAUUAAAGUAGCAGGUGAAACAGCUUAUGACUGUUCAGGAGAGAGUUUGUACGAAAUAUACAAAGAUCUAUGGCUAACACUAGGUGACAGAAAUAAGAUGACAGAACAGGGCCUUGCAAGUGAGAAUCUCAGGAAGUUAAUAUCAGGUGAUGACUCGGGAGUAAAAGUAGGUGAUGCUAGUAAAGUAGCAGAUGCACUUCUCCACAGUGUGUACGGUUCCAAGCUGAGAAAACCAAUUGAUAAAAUAAUUGCAGACCAUGGACUCUACACACCGUUCUUCAUGAAUAACAAUCCUAUGUACAUCCUCACACUCCCACAAUCAGAUGAGAUUAUGACUGCUCAAGGAGGUGAAGCUAAGGGUAAUUAUAAACUUGAUAAUCUUGAGUUAGAAUAUGAGACCAUUGAGAAUGACACCCUUGCGAGUGAAGUAUCAAGGAUGUAUUCAACAGGUCGCUCACUGUCAUACAAACACGUAACUCUUAUGCGUACAAGUAAUUGGGACAAAGAUCUUACCAUUGUCAAAGAAAACAUUAAUAUCCCCAGGAAGAGCAUGUCAGCAAUUGUCCUCCUAUUUACCAGUAGAGUGAGGACUGACAGUGAAGAAUAUAUUUACCCAAACAUUGAUAAAGUGAACCUGACCAUUGAAGGUGUGCCCAAUGCAGUUUUUUCCCAAGGACUUCAUAAAAAUAGGUUCUUCGAAGAGGCAAAAAGAUUCUUCUGCCCUAUGUGUGAAAAAUCCAUGGCUGACGCCCAAUGCAGUUUUUUCCCAAGGACUUCAUAAAAAUAGGUUCUUCGAAGAGGCAAAAAGAUUCUUCUGCCCUAUGUGUGAAAAAUCCAUGGCUGACGAAUUUAUGUCCAUCAGCAAGUUCUUCACCAAUGGUUUCGCUCUAGUAAUCGAUCUUAGGUCAACACAAGAUGAUACCACUGGUGGAGGUAAGAAGAUUGUUAACACACAGUCGGGAGUACUCCUGGAAAUCAAAAAGAGAGCCACAACAGCUGACGUUCAAUGCAACAUUUUUAUUGUAUCAGAUGCUCUCCUUAACUUUGCCAACAGAGAUCUAUCAAGUAUUCAAUACUAA
This is a messenger RNA of Paramuricea clavata, 1342 nucleotides long. Lineage: Eukaryota; Metazoa; Cnidaria; Anthozoa; Malacalcyonacea; Plexauridae. The record is from the annotation of a GenBank genome assembly.